AUGGCGAUCAAAUUCGCUUCACUACUGCUCAUCUUCUUCUUCACCGCAGUCUCAGAUUCCCAAUUUACAGACGAAUCUGGGCUCCCGAAAUUCACUUUCAGUUGGUCGGACGAUAAGAACAAGUUCAAAUCCGGGGAAAUCGCUUUAAUCAUGAUCAAAGUUCUCGGAAAUUUUGACAACAAAGGAAACGCUUCACUAUCGCAGAGUGCAUUUAAGCCUACACUCACCGUGAACGGGAAAAUUGGCAACAGUUCGUACAUUUCUGGGGUUUCGCUGUAUCUUGGUGCCGAUAUUAGCACUUGGAAGAUCUCUUUUAUCCCAAUCAUUGUUGGGAUCUUCAACGUCGUUAUAAACGAAGAGAAUUUCAAAGUCCUCGAUUCGUCUCUCGAUUUCGAAGUCGUACCAGGGUUAAUGUACCCAUCUGUGUGUGCUGUUUCUUGGAUGGGUCUUGCAAAUGUGUUUGAAGCGGGGAUGAAUGUGUCGAUUUUGAUUCUUCCCAAGGAUGCGUUUGGAAAUAACAUCUCCUUCUCUGGGAACCAGAGUGAGAUGGAGUUUCAAGGGUUUUCGUUGUCUCUUCUCGAUGAAAACGGUUCGAUUGCUAGCAGUCUUAAUCUCACAGAGAUCAGGUGGAUUGAAUCUGGUUAUAUCAAUAUUGACUUUGUUCCCGUGACCGCUGGUAAAUUCUUGUUGCUUGUGGAGAAAGAAAGCCAAACCCUAAACGCUGGUCCAUUACCUCUUCAAGUGAAUUCAGGGCCUUUGGAUGUUUCGAAUUGUGUGAGUAUAUGGAAGUCAGAGAUAAACACAUGGCAGAUAUUUUCGAAAAUGGAGAUGCUGCUACACCAGAAGGACCGAUUCGGAAACCUUGUUUCAGGUUUCUACGAGUUUGAUGCUGAUGUGGUGGAGAAAGAGACCGGUUUGUCUAUACCGGUUGCUGAUUUCCGGUUUAAGUAUGUAAAGCCAGGGAUUCAGUUGAUGUCUUUUACCCUGUCUGAGCCAGGAAAUUUCUUGCUAACGCUUUCUGAUAUGGAGCACAAUAAGAGCAUCUCUGGUAUGCCUUAUGAGUAUACAGUGUAUAUAGGUUAUUGUGAUGGAUCAAGAAGUAUAGUGAAUGGUUCAGGGAUCAAUGCUUCUGUUGCUGGGGAGGCUCUUGGCUUCUCUAUUUACUUGAAAGAUGCUUAUGGUUAUCCCUCAUCAGUCCUAGUGAGUAGACUUCAGGUCCGAAUUAUACUAGAGACUGAUUCAUCGUCUAUUCUUCCAACCAUACAGCCUAGAGAGAGCCUUAAUGGGACUGGAUUAAAUUACAGAAGUGCUACCCCCUUGUAUAAGAGACAUGGCCGAAGAGCUUUGGGAAGCCUAGUGACUCAAGCUAGUACGUUUGACGUAACCUAUACUCCAAAAAAAAGUGGAAUUUAUCAAAUCUUGAUCUCAUCUGGAAACAUAGUCCUCAAUGGAGGCCAACCUUUCAUCAAGGAAGUAAGUCCAGGCGAAGUGAAUGUGGCAGCAUGUAGUGUGACUCAGUUCAAUGCAAAAGUACCAAAGGAAAUCAAGAAUAAGAUUGUGGUCUUUCUGGUAGACGGCUUGUACAAUCCUGUGCCUUCACAGCCAUAUCGGUUAAACUUGGAGAUCACUUCGGCUAACACAUCAAGUUUCACUACAUGGAACUUUGUCGAUAACAAUGAUGGAACAUAUAUUGGUAGUUAUCUGGCCAUGGAGGUCGGUACUUACCAAAUGUGCGUAUCCUUUGACAGUCAACACAUCCAACCUUGUCCCUUUGAUGUUAAUGUGUAUAGCAGUGGAUACUUUCCAAAACCCUAUGAUGAUCCAGUUAAUGUGUGGGAAGAUGAGUCAAUCUCUUUCAAUCCACUGGAAAACGACUAUGUUGCUGGCGACAAUGCGAGCCUCCUCGGUUUCUCACAACCAAGUCAUGGUUCUCUUCUGAGAGAUGGAAACCUCCUUAGAUACACGCCAAUAAAGGAUCUUUCGGGGAAUGACUCCUUUCUUUAUACAAUAGUUGAUAUCAAUGGGAACUUAGCGGCAGCUACAGUACACAUCUUUAUUUUUACUGCUCCUCCUCAUGGCUUCUCUGGUCUGGAGAUAAGCUACUCAGACCUGAUGGAGAACAUUUCAGUAACGGUACAAGCACUUUCAGGUUCGGUCAUUCUGUCUCCUAUGCUGAUGCAGUUUAGGCAGCCUGCAAGUGGAAGACUUUCAGUUUGCAAUGGAGGUGAAGAUGGAAGGCUCUUGAUCUUAGAAGGACAAAUAGGUGUUAUCAAUCCCGCUCUUCAGUCCAUUCAAUAUCUUGGAAACGAGAAUUUUGCUGGAGUUGAUUCUCUUCGGCUGUCCACAAGGAACAAGAAUGGGAUCAAUCAACUGGAUGUUCCGGUUUUCGUUGAACCGGUCAAUGAUCGACCGUCUAUUGACGUUCCUCAGUAUAUAAUGCUGGAGAGUAAUGGGGAUGAUUCGCUCAUCUUUUACAGGGAAACAGACAAAUUCAACUUCUCAGUUGGAGAUCCAAAUCUUGCUAAUUUUCCCGGUGGAGAUUCUCUUUUCUUAGUAACGUUUUCUGUGGAAGUCACUGACGGGUUUCUGCUGGCUAACUUGCCGUCUGAGCUUAUAAACUCAACAGAGCUAAAGCUCAGAAACGUAUUCCAAUGGCAGCCUAUUCAGACUUAUACCGCCAUUUCUAAACAAGGGAAUGUCAAAGCAAGUGGGAUCAGGUUUCGUGGAACUAUGCUGCAAUGCAACGACCUCAUGCAACAUCUGCUCCAUCAGGGAGGAGAGAACGGAGCGGUCUUGACCCUGAAAAUGAGUGAUAUGGGGAACUACGGAUGCUUCCUUGACUGCACCGAGAGAAUUUCACUGCCUUUACACGCAAAGGCUCACGUGAACCUCAUCAGAAAGAGGCCCUUAAGUUCCCUUGCAGCUCACGUUCUUGGAUCUGUGAUUGUGGUGGAGUCCCUCAUUGUAUUCUCCCUCGCUACUGUGCUUCUGUUCUUCACUUGCAAAUGUGCAUUCCUACUCGUACACGAGAAAAGAAACGAGCAGAAGAAUUCGCAGAAACCGACGGACAAUGCCCAAGUGUUAAACGACAAUGUCUCAACAAGAACAAUGACAGGUUGUCUCCUGGAGAGUAUUUGGAAUUGCCAUCCGCUGCAGAGACAAGUUGGCGAAACUUCUGGCGAGCAUAAUCCGUCUCCGGAGAAUAACAUUUCGCCGUUAGAGCUAGAGAAGGCUAGAAGUUCAUGA
Molecule: messenger RNA, 3246 nt
Organism: Microthlaspi erraticum
Lineage: Eukaryota; Viridiplantae; Streptophyta; Magnoliopsida; Brassicales; Brassicaceae
Source: the annotation of a GenBank genome assembly